CACACGGACCAACUGUAGCCGGAACAUGGCAACCUGCACGCUGAAUGCGUGGAAAGUUCUAGCAGGAAGUCAGAGGACGCUGCUGAGGGCGGGACCUCCCGUCAGGACCCCCGUCAGGACCCUCGCUGCCAGGCCGCUCGUCGUCAGGACCCGGAGGAAGAAGAAAGAGGAGGAAGAAGUGAAGGAGGUGAAGAAGAAGGAACCGAGGGUCAUCGAUGACACGGGCCGACACAAGCCCUUCGGUAAGACGGCGUGGACGCCCGUGGACGACGUCUACUUCCUGCGGUUCUACCCCCGCCAGGUCCACCACGUCUCCCACGCCAUCCACCUGCUGAAGACCUUCCAGAAGCUGGACUUCACUCCCCAGCAGCAGCCGGUCUACAUCGACCUGAAGCUGGACAUGAAGCUGGAGAAGAAGAAAAAAGUGGACCCGUUUGUCAGCACGGUGCAUUUACCUCACCCCUUCAAGACGGAGAUGAACAGAGUUCUAGUUUUCACAGAGGACGCUGAUGAGGUGAAAGUUGCUCUGGAGAACGGAGCAACGGUUGCUGGAGGAACAGAGCUCAUCCAGCAGAUCGUGGAUGAGGAGGUGUCAGCAGAUUUCUACGUGGCGGUGCCAGAGAUCCUCUCCAAGCUUUCACCGCUCAAAAACAAACUGAGGAAGAAGUUCCCAAAGAGCAAGAGAGACACCGUCGGCAAAAACAUUCCCAAGAUGUUGGAGUUGUUUAAAACGGGCCACGAGUACCUGGUGGAGGAAGACUGCUACGUCAGGACCCAGAUCGCCACGCUGGACAUGUCCAACCAGGAGAUAGAGGACAACCUGAAGACCGUCCUGCUGGACGUCUGCAGCCGCAGACCAGCUGAUCUGGGGCCCUUCAUCCAGCGGGCCCUGGUCUCCAGUCGGACCAGUGAAGCUGUUUGGUUCAACAGCCGGGACCUUUUACCAGCAGCAGCCGAGGACCCCCACGGCCCCUGAACGCACCAUUCUCUCUCUCUGUUCAUAUAUCAUAUAAUAUCUAUAACACUGUGUUGUUUAAUAAAGACUUGU
This is a messenger RNA of Centropristis striata (black sea bass), 1048 nucleotides long. RefSeq names its product mitochondrial ribosomal protein L1 (gene mrpl1). The record is from RefSeq and is a predicted model, not a curated record. The transcript is spliced from 9 exons. Lineage: Eukaryota; Metazoa; Chordata; Actinopteri; Perciformes; Serranidae. Bases 26 to 976 code for a protein of 316 amino acids.